AUGGGCUCCAGGGUCAGCCACCAGCUCCAGGGGGUUGUGGCAGCCUCCCGCCGGGCCGGGAGCCCUGAGCAGGGCGUGGCCCACCUUGACCAGCCCGCACCUGGGUGGAGUGGGCCGGCCGACGCCUCCCCAGCCAGGCACGCGUGUGGGCCGAACCUCGAGGGCCGGGGGACCCUGCGCACACCUGCCUGCCCCGGCCCACCUGCCCCGCCCGCACCUUCAUUAGGCUGCGCUUGGGCCGGGCAGGCGCCAAAGAGGCUGAAGGCCAGGGUUGGGGAGGCAGUGGCAGCCCCCUGUGGGCCCCCAUCGGAUCCAGCCCUCCACCACCCUGUACCUUGUGGGCUGGGCAGGGGCCCCUGCCACCUGGCCAACCUGCUCAGCACAUUGGCAUCGGGCAGCCCCGGCUCCAGCCAGAAGCAGGGGCCCCCAGAGGGACCCUGCCAACCUAGGAAGAAAAGCCGGACCCUGUACCGUUCAGACCAGUUGGAGGAGUUGGAGAAAGCAUUCCAGGAAGACCACUACCCGGACAGCGACCGGCGCCGGGAGAUCUCCCAGACCGUGGGGGUCGCCCCGCAACGCAUCAUGGUGUGGUUCCAGAAUCGCCGGGCCAAAUGGCGGCGGGUGGAGAAGGUGACCCAGAAAGGGGGCAGCAGGAGCCCAGUUGCCCUUGCCCCUGCAGGAGGGCAGGCCAGCUCUGGGCCUGCUGAGCCCCGCCCUGUGGCAUUCCGGAGUCCAGGGCCUGGCACCACUCACGAGGAGACCCCACUCAGCGCCCCUCCAGAGUCCCCUGUGCAGCUGGUGCCUGACCGGCCCCCAGGCCCCGGGGGGCUGAGCGAGGGCACUCACAGGGUGGCUGUGACGCCGCCGCUCUUCAGCCCCCCGCCUGUGCGCAGGCCAGGACUCCCCUUCCCCCUGGGCCCCAUGCCCACCCCCCAGCUGAUGCCUCUGCUACUGGAGGAGCCCCGCAGUGAUGGGGCUUCUAGGGACAGCCCCUGUGUGUCCUGGGGAAGCAGUACCAGCCUCUACCCCAGAAAUACCCCCCACCCCAGCACCAUCCCUCACCCCAGCCCCCUGGAAAAGCUUUGCCUCUACAUUGCUGCCCCACGGGGGCUGCCCGCUGGGGCCUGA
Molecule: messenger RNA, 1128 nt
Organism: Echinops telfairi (small Madagascar hedgehog)
Lineage: Eukaryota; Metazoa; Chordata; Mammalia; Afrosoricida; Tenrecidae
Gene: NOBOX
Product: NOBOX oogenesis homeobox
Exons: 7
Coding region: 1-1128 (375 amino acids)
Biological process (GO): regulation of transcription by RNA polymerase II
Molecular function (GO): RNA polymerase II cis-regulatory region sequence-specific DNA binding; DNA-binding transcription factor activity, RNA polymerase II-specific
Source: RefSeq, a predicted model, not a curated record